AUUUCCCAACCUUGGUAAAGUUUUAUUUAUAUUCACGUGUUUCAUGUCGGGGUAUAAAUAUUAAAAAAAAAGUGUCAAUUCUUAAAAUAAUAAGUAAUUAUUUAAAAAUGCACCGAUUAGAAAAAUUGUGUAAUAAAAUUCGUCAAACAAACAGUGUUGUAAUGUGUCCAAAAUUAACACGAUAUUUGUGUACAGAAAAAUUAAAAGACCAAGGAAUAAAAGAUUCAUUAGGAAAAUCAGAAGAUAAUAGUAUAUCUUCACAACUAACUGAUAAUUUGUUGGAAAAUUCAAAUGACAAUACACAACAAAAUAAUAAUGAACUAAGUGGAUUUGCAAAAUCAGUUGAAAAAUAUAAAUCACUUUCAGAUGAAAAAGUUAAGAAAGGAAAAAGUUUUGCAACUCUUUUACGUCAUUCAAAACUUAUUGAUAUUGGUGAUCCAAACGGAAAAAUUGUUAAAGGAAAAGUUGUUCACGUUGUUGACAAUGAUUUACAUAUUGAUUUCGGAUGGAAAUUUAAUUGUGUUUGUAGAAGACCUUCACAAAACGCUAGCGAUUAUGUAAGAGGUUCCAUUGUACGUUUAAAAAUAAAAGAACUUGAAUUAUCGACGAGAUUUUUAGGAUCAACUAAAGAUUUAACUAUUCUUGAAGCAGAUUGCAUUCUCCUUGGUCUUUUACCGUCACAGCAAAAAGUAAAAAACACACAAACUGAAGCAAAACAAAUGUAAAUUUUUCUCAUAAGAUUUUAAUAAAACUUAUUUAUAAAAAUUUA
Leptopilina boulardi is the source of this 769-nucleotide messenger RNA. It is a transcript of the gene mRpS28, whose product is annotated as 28S ribosomal protein S28, mitochondrial. The transcript is spliced from 3 exons. Gene Ontology annotation, cellular component: mitochondrial small ribosomal subunit. NCBI's taxonomy places the organism in Eukaryota, Metazoa, Arthropoda, Insecta, Hymenoptera, Figitidae. Bases 108 to 725 code for a protein of 205 amino acids. The record is from RefSeq and is a predicted model, not a curated record.